Arabis nemorensis is the source of this 462-nucleotide messenger RNA. The record is from the annotation of a GenBank genome assembly. Lineage: Eukaryota; Viridiplantae; Streptophyta; Magnoliopsida; Brassicales; Brassicaceae.
AUGUAUAGAUCUGUCGAUGAGCGUUGGACUGACCUUGAGAUAACACCCGAUUCGUUUUUUGAAGGCAUAGUUUCGUUUAAAGGUAAGUUUUACGCGAUAGAUCGUCACACCGGGAAAACAACAGUGGCAGAACCAACUCUAGAAGUGAAUACGUUUCAACGGUCCAGACCUUGUGAUAAGACAAGAAAACGUUGGCUUGUAACGUCAAGGGACAAACUCCUUCUAGUAGAGAUGUGCACAAAGAACCGAUACGAUUUUCACAUACCAAACAUCCGUGAGAAGAAGAUAUGGUUCGAAAUAUCAGAGUUAGACGAGGAGAGAAACGAUUGGGACCAAGUGGAAGAUGUGGAUGGUCGCGUGUUGUUCUUGGAGCAUCAUUGCUCCUUCUCAUGCUUGGCUAGUGAGAUUCCGGGGUUUAGAGCUAAUUCUAUAAUCUUCCAUGGACAUUUGGGGAGGAUCUAA